GCCUCGUGCGCGCGGCCGCGGGGUCAAAGGUGGCGAAGAUGGCGGCGGCCUUGGGGGAGGAGGAGCUGGACAAUGAGGACUAUUACUCGCUGCUGAACGUGCGGAGGGAGGCCUCUCCCGAAGAGCUAAAAGCUGCCUACCGCAGGCUGUGCAUGCUGUACCAUCCAGACAAGCACCGAGACCCCGAGCUCAAAUCGCAAGCCGAGCAGCUGUUUAACCUUGUUCACCAGGCUUAUGAAGUGCUCAGUGACCCCCAAACCAGGGCCAUCUACGAUAUAUAUGGGAGGAGGGGCCUGGAAAUGGAAGGAUGGGAGGUUGUGGAAAGGAGGCGAACCCCAGCUGAAAUUAGAGAGGAAUUUGAGCGGCUGCAGAGAGAGAGGGAAGAGAGGAGGCUGCAGCAGCGAACGAACCCCAAGGGAACCAUCAGUGUUGGAGUAGAUGCCACUGACCUUUUUGAUCGCUACGACGAGGAAUACGAAGAUGUCCCGGGAAGCGGCUUCCCCCAGAUUGAAAUUAACAAAAUGCACAUCUCCCAGUCAAUUGAGGCCCCCCUGACGGCGACAGACACGGCCAUCCUUUCUGGAAGCCUCUCGACUCAGAAUGGAAAUGGAGGCGGAUCGAUUAACUUUGCUCUCAGGAGGGUGACCUCUGCUAAGGGUUGGGGAGAGUUAGAAUUUGGAGCUGGAGACCUUCAGGGGCCUCUCUUUGGCCUGAAGCUGUUCCGUAAUCUUACGCCACGAUGUUUCGUGACGACCAACUGCGCCCUGCAGUUUUCAUCGCGGGGCAUCCGGCCCGGCCUCACCACCGUGCUGGCCCGGAACCUGGACAAGAACACCAUGGGCUACCUGCAGUGGCGGUGGGGCAUCCAGUCCGCCAUGAACACCAGCAUCGUCCGGGACACGAAAACCAGCCACUUCACCGUGGCCUUUCAGCUCGGGAUCCCCCACUCCUUCGCAAUGAUCAGCUACCAGCACAAAUUCCAGGAUGACGACCAGACCCGGGUGAAAGGUUCCCUGAAGGCCGGCUUUUUCGGGACGGUGGUGGAAUACGGAGCAGAGAGGAAGAUUUCCAGGCACAGUGUUUUGGGAGCGACCGUCAGCGUGGGCGUUCCGCAGGGAGUGUCUCUCAAAAUCAAGCUCAACAGGGCCAGCCAGACGUACUUCUUCCCCAUCCACCUGACGGAUCAGCUCCUGCCCAGCGCCGUGUUUUAUGCCACCGUGGGACCCUUGGUGGUCUACUUCGCCAUGCACCGCCUGGUCAUCCGACCCUACCUCAGGGCUCAGAAAGAGAAGGAGUUGGAGAAGCAAAGGGAAAGCACCGCCACGGACAUUCUCCAGAAGAAGCAGGAGGCCGAGGCUGCGGUUCGGCUAAUGCAGGAAUCCGUCCGAAGGAUCAUUGAGGCAGAAGAGUCGAGAAUGGGGCUGAUCAUCGUGAACGCCUGGUACGGGAAGUUCGUCAAUGACAAGAGCCGGAAGAACGAGAAAGUGAAGGUGAUCGACGUGACGGUCCCCCUUCAGUGCCUGGUGAAAGACUCGAAGCUCAUCCUCACGGAAGCCCCCAAGGCCGGCCUGCCCGGGUUCUACGAUCCUUGCGUGGGUGAAGAAAAGAGCCUGAAGGUCCUCUACCAGUUCCGAGGAGUUCUGCACCAGGUGAUGUCAGCUGACAGUGAGGCCCUUAGGAUACCAAAGCAAUCACACAGGGUGGACGCAGACGGAUAAAGGUCCGGAGGAAACAAGGGGUCGGGAUUUCACUCCCCAGAAGCCGCCAAGCCUCUUCGCUUGGGAGUCGAUGAGUUCGGAAACAGAGCAAGAGAAGCCCAACAGAUGUUUUUAUUUUAUAUUAUUCCCGUAGAAGGUGGUAUCUUUACCGGUUCCGCGAAGGGACGCACAAACCCCGCCUGCCCCGGCUUUCUUGGGGACUGCGGCGUCACGGCGACGACUGCCCCGGACCAGAGCCGUACGGCCGACGGUCGUCCGGCCUCUUGAGGAUCACCCCCGAUGGAGAGGGGGCCGUGGGGGUGACGUGGGACAUCCCGGGCUCGCUGGCUUCCGAGAGUCACUUUUCCCGAGGACCAGACUGAAAAUGAAAUCCACAGCCAGGAGAUCAGAGAGUCUCUUCUCUUGCCCCGCUUCUAGGAUCGAGAGCACGAGCCCCUCCCCGCAGCCCCUCCAUUUCCCGUUGGCGUGGUUUCUGGGACGUAGGUUCGAAGUGGUUUCUGGAUCCCCGAUGUGCCAGCCCUACCGUGACGGGGGGGAUCGGUGGGCUCGGAAGGCCCUGUCUGCUUUUCCCGUCCCCGGGGGGGAGGGGCACUCAGAGCGCACCUUCCCCCCGCAUCUGUCCUCGGAGCCGCCACCGCCGGGGCAACCGGAGCCCUGUGAAAGCCCACGCCUCUCGCCAGCGGCGCGGGGGAGAGCGGGGCCGACCCCGGUCCGGAGAUCGCCUCCCCGGCCCGCUGAGGGAGGAGGCGUUGGGUGGGCGGGGAGCGGGUCCCGAGGAGCGGGUGAGGGGGAAAGAGCCGAGACGAUGUUUUGGGGAUGUGCCAAAGUGGGGGGGUGGAGGAAAUCCCACGGUCACUCCGCCUAACCUCUGAAAGGGGCAGGAGGUGAACCAAGCCUGUCCGGGCCCUUGCUGGGCUGACAGACAUCCAGGAGAUGGCACUGCCGCUCCUCCCUGUAGGUGGCACAGGGUCCGGCGCUCCCCUCCCUCACCCCACCCCGUCCCGGAGACGCAAAGGUACUAGAUGGGAUCGGCCACUGUACACUUGAAAAGCCUGGCAGAUUGCCGCAGUAAACAAUCACCUGACACGCAAACGGGCCUCUCGUCUCGGUCGCGAAACGGCGUCGUCCGUUGCCUCCCCCCGGGCCCCGCCGCCCUCCCGACGGAUGCGGUCGCCUCAGCGUGAAUCCGGAUCGCCACUCCCGGAGAGCGCCGAGACGCCCGGUCCCCUUCCCGUGCCCUCCGACUCCUCGGCCCCGGGGAUCGGACUAAUCGGGAAUAGCCCCUUCCUUCAUCCCAGGCUCCGUUACCGUCGCGGCGGCGGGAGUUCGGCUAGGUCCGCCUCCGCCGCGAGACCGUCCCUCCGACCCGGAGCUCCGACUGUCGGUCGCGCGAUAAACCUCGUGCCGACCGUACGGCCGGUUUCGACAGCCGGGGGAUCCCGGGACCUCCGACGGCUCCUCCGGGCGUCGGUCGUGUCGGGAGCCGGUUCUACGGGAGACGCCGUGUUGGCGUAAUAAACCCUUUCGGAAAGCCGGG
Ornithorhynchus anatinus (platypus) is the source of this 3255-nucleotide messenger RNA. It is a transcript of the gene DNAJC11, whose product is annotated as DnaJ heat shock protein family (Hsp40) member C11. Bases 39 to 1718 code for a protein of 559 amino acids. The record is from RefSeq and is a predicted model, not a curated record. The transcript is spliced from 16 exons. Lineage: Eukaryota; Metazoa; Chordata; Mammalia; Monotremata; Ornithorhynchidae. Gene Ontology annotation, biological process: cristae formation.